Messenger RNA from Lipotes vexillifer (Yangtze River dolphin), 1128 nucleotides. RefSeq names its product tyrosylprotein sulfotransferase 2 (gene TPST2). The record is from RefSeq and is a predicted model, not a curated record. Gene Ontology annotation, molecular function: protein-tyrosine sulfotransferase activity. Lineage: Eukaryota; Metazoa; Chordata; Mammalia; Artiodactyla; Lipotidae. Gene Ontology annotation, biological process: peptidyl-tyrosine sulfation. Bases 1 to 1128 code for a protein of 375 amino acids. Gene Ontology annotation, cellular component: Golgi apparatus. The transcript is spliced from 5 exons.
AUGCGCCUGUCGGUGCGGAGGGCACUGCUGGCAGCCGGCUUCGCCCUGGCCCUGGUGCUGGCGGUCCAGCUGGGGCAGCAGGUACUGGAGUGCCGGGUGGCACUGGGGGGCCCCCGCCGGCGGGCCAUGCGGCCGGAGCAGGAGGACCUGGUGAUGGUGGGCACGGACCACGUGGAGUACCGCUACGGCAAGGCCAUGCCGCUCAUCUUCGUGGGGGGCGUGCCCCGGAGUGGCACCACGCUCAUGCGUGCGAUGCUGGACGCCCACCCCGAGGUGCGCUGCGGGGAGGAGACCCGCAUCAUCCCCCGCGUGCUGGCCAUGCGCCAGGCCUGGUCCAAGUCGGGCCGGGAGAAGCUGCGGCUGGACGAGGCGGGUGUGACAGACGAGGUGCUGGACGCUGCCAUGCAGGCCUUCAUCCUGGAGGUGAUCGCCAAGCACGGAGAGCCAGCCCGCGUCCUCUGCAACAAAGACCCCUUCACGCUCAAGUCCUCUGUCUACCUGUCGCGCCUGUUCCCCAACUCCAAGUUCCUGCUGAUGGUGCGGGACGGCCGGGCCUCCGUGCACUCCAUGAUCACCCGCAAGGUCACCAUUGCCGGCUUCGACCUCAGCAGCUACCGUGACUGCCUCGCCAAGUGGAACAAGGCCAUUGAGGUGAUGUACGCCCAGUGCAUGGAGGUGGGCGAGGACAAAUGCCUGCCCGUGUACUACGAGCAGCUGGUACUGCACCCCCGGCGCUCCCUCAAGCUCAUCCUCGACUUCCUCGGCAUCUCCUGGAGCGACGCCGUCCUGCACCAUGAGGACCUCAUCGGCAAGCCCGGCGGCGUCUCCCUGUCCAAGAUCGAGCGAUCCACAGACCAGGUCAUCAAGCCCGUGAACCUGGAAGCUCUCUCCAAGUGGACUGGCCACAUCCCUGGGGAUGUGUUGAGGGACAUGGCCCAGAUCGCCCCCAUGCUGGCUCGGCUUGGCUAUGACCCCUAUGCAAACCCGCCCAACUACGGCAACCCCGAUCCCAUCGUCAUCAACAACACACACCGGGUCUUGAAAGGGGACUAUAAAACACCAGCCAAUCUGAAAGGCUAUCUUCAGGUGAACCAGAAUAGCACCUCUUCCCACCUAGGAAGCUCAUGA